Penicillium brasilianum is the source of this 576-nucleotide messenger RNA. NCBI's taxonomy places the organism in Eukaryota, Fungi, Ascomycota, Eurotiomycetes, Eurotiales, Aspergillaceae. The record is from the annotation of a GenBank genome assembly.
AUGAAGGUCAUCCUGGAGUCUUACAAUCCUGAGUGGCCACUCAAGUUCCGACAAGUACAAGGGCAACUUUUGUCAAUUCUCAAGGACGUGCCAAUUAUAUCGAUCGAACAUGUCGGGAGCACCUCCAUCCCCUCGAUGAAAGCCAAGCCCGUCCUUGACAUCGACAUCAUCGUUCCGGCAUCCUCCCUCUCAGCCGCACGGAGUGCCCUCUCUGACGCAGGGUAUACUGACUGCGGUGAAAUAGAUAUCCCUGGCCGUGUCGCAUUUAGACAGCCAGAAUAUGGAAAUCUUGACGCAGCUCACGGCGCGGGAGUACCCGGAGAGUUACGACGCCAUACCUACGUUGUGGUGGAAGGGUGCUUGGCAUUGAGGAAUCAUCUCGAUGUAAAGAGAGUGUUGUUGGAGGAUCAAGCGUUGCGUGAAGAAUAUGCGCGCGUGAAGUGCAAUUUGGUGGAUAAAGAUUUGGAGCACAUGGGCCAGUACGUGGCUGGGAAGACAGAGGUUCUGUGCAAGAUUUUACGAAAGGCUGGUUGGAGUGAGGAAGAACUAGACCCGGUGAUUGAGGCAAAUAGGUGA